CAACCAAUUGUUUAUAUUCUCUACUUAUAACCUCAAUCAACGAUCCCAGUCAACAAGGCCCCAUUUUCCAGAAUUUCGCCCCAUGGAAGUGAAUCCCUUAAGUGUAAUUUUGGUGAAAUCCGACAGUAAAGGGGACAGACUCCUGUUUCGGUACCCAUUUCAAAUUCAGGAGAACAAAGAGACUUCAAACCGAGCCCGGAAGAACCCCUAUGCCUUAUCAGUGGUAGAGGAAUCCCUGCAAAGUGUUGCGGUGUCGUCCUCGAACAUUAACAAAGGUGUUUUAACGGGGCUUAGUGAUGAAGUGCUUUCAUCGCUUUUCGCCGUCAAGACGGACUUGUGCGAUAAAAAAUUCGAGUUGAAAGUGAAUGAUGUAAGAUUUGUCAGUCACCCCACGUUGCUGCAGCUGCAGAACGAGCAGUCGGAAAAGGACGAUUCGGGAAUAAUGCUGAUUAAUAUAGUUUUUGCGCUGUCCGCUUUGGCUAGUCAUUCAGUGGUCAGAUGUUAUCAUGAUCUCAGUCAGCGCUUUGGGAUUAUCUUGCGACAUGAGGAGAAAAGGUGCAGUUUUGUGUCUGAACAGACUCAGCGCAUGAUGACUGCCCAUGAUGAAUGCACUUCCAAUAACGGUUCGGCGUUUCAAAUUAUCUUGGAAAAGUGCACCUUAGCGAACAACAUCAAGAAGCUCUAUGAAGAUUUGUCGAGCACAGGGCUGGUAAAUAUAAUAGUAAACAGAUGGAUAAGCUUGACUUUUUGUCUGCCUCAAAAAGCUCAUCAGUGGCACUUAAGGGGACAGACUAUCGAGCCCGAAGAUAUCGACAGAUGCUUGCUGGCAUUAAGACCUUAUCACAGUUUAUUGCUGCUUCAUCCCGUGGAGCACAUAAUUGAUUUCACCUCAUUGGACAGCUCACCGUCUCUGGUGAAAAUGUUAACUCAAUACUCCCCGAUGAAGAACCUACAAACAUUAGCAGCAGACUCAGACCUGACUUUAUCGCAUGUGUUUGAAUUAACGGCCCAUUUAGUGUACUGGGCUAAAGCCACAGUUAUUUUCCCAGUUUGUGCCACUAAUCGAUAUGUAAUAGCUUCCAACGCCCCUCUACAUCACACUUCGCCACUUAUUGAAAAAUUUAGCAAGGCAUUUCCCGGGUUGCACCUUAUCAAGGCAAUUCAUGAAUUUUCAGUUCCUACAUCUUUGCAUUCGAAACUCGAUCCGUUUUCUAAGCCCACGCUGCAGUCUUCGCUGGUUCAGAACAUCAUUUGGAUGCUGCAACAUCAUCUGUUGCUGCAGCUGCACACCUACAUUGAAUAUAUGCCUACAGACAAUGGGCCUCCAAGUUUAAAGGACCAGAAGAAAAUUGCAAAAACCCCAUCGCCAAGAACAAGUUCGGUUUUAUCAGCUUCUUUUCCCGAUGCAUCCAGAACGGAGUCUGAGAGUGGCGCCUCGACAAUAUCGGAGGCACAGGAACUGAUGAAGCACCUGAACAUGGAAAAUGCGAGUUUUACUUCCAUUGAGGACGACAAGCAGGACUAUCAGGAAGAGCUGCUGGUGGACUUCCCAGAUGAGGAAAGAAAUGAAAUUUUCAAAAUUCCCGCAACAAACACCCCUGAGGACUUGAAGUUGUUUGCCAGACUGUGCAGAAAAGGCUACUUUGAAGGCAGUCAUCAUAUUGAGGAAAUAAUGUACUUGGAGAACUUGAGACGGAGCCAGCUAACGCAGCUACUGGACAAAUUUCGCGAAAUUCUAAUCACUUACGAUAGCGAAGACCCGGCAAUUGCAAUGUUUUCCUGUACGACGUAAAAGUGAGUGUUUUUAAUUUAAAUUCAAGGCAAACGGGAUGUUGUUACCAUCCUAGAGUGAUAUUUGAAAAAAAUAGUGGUUGUUUGUUAAUUGUUAGGUGUACUGUUUAUUUUGAUAUAUGUGGGCAAAUUGCGAACGAAUAUUUAUUAGCCACUAUCGUGAUAUUGCCCAAUUUAAUGACACAAUUUAUGUAAAUUAAAGAAGAAGUUGAA
This is a messenger RNA of Dendroctonus ponderosae (mountain pine beetle), 2004 nucleotides long. RefSeq names its product GATOR complex protein NPRL3 (gene Nprl3). Gene Ontology annotation, biological process: positive regulation of autophagy; negative regulation of TORC1 signaling; cellular response to amino acid starvation. The coding region runs from base 83 to 1792 and encodes 569 amino acids. The record is from RefSeq and is a predicted model, not a curated record. Gene Ontology annotation, cellular component: GATOR1 complex. The transcript has a single exon. NCBI's taxonomy places the organism in Eukaryota, Metazoa, Arthropoda, Insecta, Coleoptera, Curculionidae.